GUCAAGGAAAAGCAAGAGAAGAAAUCUGCCAUGAACUCCCUAAAUUCAACACACUUUGUUCCUUCUAUUGUACAUCCUCCAUUCUUUUUCAUCAAUGGCUUUUAUAAUGUACCUCAUGUCAAAUACUACUAUAUUUUCUUGUGCUUUGUGUUUGUGGUCACUGUGUUAGGGAACUCCUUUGUCAUGUUUAUUAUAUGCAUAGAGCGCAGUUUUCACACCCCAAAGUAUAUCACUCUCUUUAAUUUAGCUGUAGCUGACUUGUGUGAAAGCACUGCUCUCAUUCCUAACUUAAUUGCAACAUUUCUUUUUGACUCCCAGUACAUCUCCUUUGAUGCUUGCUUAGCCAAUAUGUUUUUUGUGUUUUUCUUCAGCAGUAUGCAGUCUCUCAUUCUUACUGUUAUGGCCUAUGACAGAUUUGUUGCCAUAUGCUUACCACUGAGAUACCACACCAUUGUCACUAAUACAACAAUGGCUGUGAUGUUAAUAAUUAUAUGGACAUAUGUGUUGGUCAUUAUUCUUUCAACUGUUGCUUUGAUAACCAGACUGUCCUUCUGUAGAUCCAUCGUGGUAGAUAGCUAUUUCUGUGAUCAUGGGCCCAUAUAUAGAUUAGCUUGCAAUGACAAUUUGACCAAUCAAGUUAUGGCAAAUGUGAAUAUAGCAUUAUUUCUUUAUAUACCAUUGAUUAUAAUUAUGUUAUCUUAUAUGUUUAUUAGUUGUGCUCUAUUUAAAAUUGCAACAUGGGAAGGACGAUUAAAAGCUUUGAAGACCUGCUCAUCCCACCUAAUAUUGGUGGCUAUAUUUUAUUUCCCAAUAAUAGGCACCUACAUUGCUGCAGUCUUUUUUAGCCUUCAUCCUAAUGCCAGGAUAAUAAACACAUCACUCUCCUAUGCCAUUCCACCGAUGAUGAAUCCAAUUAUUUAUGUGCUGAAUACAGAGGAGAUCAAGGAAUGCACAAAAAAACUUUUCAAACUGAAAAAGGUCACUGCAACUGAAACAUGA
Molecule: messenger RNA, 999 nt
Organism: Megalops cyprinoides (Indo-Pacific tarpon)
Lineage: Eukaryota; Metazoa; Chordata; Actinopteri; Elopiformes; Megalopidae
Product: olfactory receptor 52E4-like
Exons: 1
Coding region: 31-999 (322 amino acids)
Biological process (GO): G protein-coupled receptor signaling pathway
Cellular component (GO): membrane
Molecular function (GO): olfactory receptor activity; G protein-coupled receptor activity
Source: RefSeq, a predicted model, not a curated record